This is a messenger RNA of Kluyveromyces lactis, 1872 nucleotides long. RefSeq names its product Rco1p (gene RCO1). Bases 1 to 1872 code for a protein of 623 amino acids. The record is from RefSeq and is a predicted model, not a curated record. Gene Ontology annotation, cellular component: Rpd3S complex. NCBI's taxonomy places the organism in Eukaryota, Fungi, Ascomycota, Saccharomycetes, Saccharomycetales, Saccharomycetaceae. Gene Ontology annotation, biological process: regulation of transcription by RNA polymerase II. The transcript has a single exon.
AUGACAAAAAAUAUGGAGGUAACGAGGCCCAAACGGUCAGGUACUGCCAAUGUGGAUUAUAAUCUGAAAAAGAGACGGAUUAUUCCAAGUGAUGAUUAUCCAACGAAAAGUACAUCCUCAAUAUCUUCAUCACCGUCCCAAGAACCAUCGACAGAACCUAUUGGACCAGUCAUUCUUAAGGAUAGUAAUGGAAAUAUAACGUUUCAGGAGCCGCCAGUGCAUGAUCCAAUAAAUGCUAUGACAGGGACGCCAUUAUCUCAGAAGCCGAAGGGAUCGAGUAACAACAACAGUAACAAUAAUAAUAGUACCAAUAACAUCAAUAAUAACGACAAUGAUGAUAGCAAUAAUAGAAGUGGUAAACACAGAAAUGGUAACAAUAAGAAGAAGAAAUCCAAUAUAUUACAGGCAUUAAAGAGCAGCAUGGAGGCUAAAUAUGAGGGACAACUACAAACUGAAAAAUCAAAUGAAUUGACCGUACAAAGUCAUGAACGCAUAGGAGCGAACACUCCCACUAAACACAACAAAAAUUCAGGAAUUAAACAAGAGGCUGACUCGGAUUUUAUGCUACAGGAUCCUAUACGAAAUUCGCCCAGUAAAUCGAUAGCACUAAAAAUGGCGAAAAGGUUGAAAUCUACCAAGGAUAAAGAUACCAAGUUAUUUGGACAAAAUGAUAAAGCUUCUCAUUUACAUAUUCCAGAAAUUGAUCCGGAUAAUAACAAGGAAAAUGACGAUUUUUGUUCCAACUGUCAUGGUCCUGGGGUGUUCUUAUGCUGUGACACUUGUCCAAAAUCUUUCCAUUUUGCUUGCUGUAACCCACCUUUGGAUCCAAGCCAUCUACCAGAAGGUGAUUGGUCUUGUGAUGAAUGCCGAUUCAAGCAAUGGAUCAAGUCUAAUAAAUACGGACUGUCCUCUGAAAAAAAGUUGAAAACAAGGUUUUUACAAGACCAUUUCAAGCAACCCGGGUAUCAGUUAUUCGGUACUCUAACAUUUGAUCUUCAAAGGAAAAAUCCGUUCCAAUUUCAAUUGCCGUCUAUUAUCAAAUCAACGUUCGAUUCGGUCUCCUCGGGGUCGCAAGGAGAAUAUCGUGACGAACACUUUAAAGAAAAUAUCAAUGAAAAACAAAUUUUUCAUUCCGCGUACGGGCAGUCUGUCACACGGAUGGAUUCUUAUCAGCCAGAGUAUCAUUUCAACCAGGAUUCUGGAGAACUUUUAGUGUGCUAUAAUUGUGGAGAAUCAAAGAUGGGAACAUGGGACCAUCCGGACUCCCAACGACUGAUAAUGACUUGCGAUUACUGUUCAACACCAUGGCACUUAGAUUGUCUUCCACUGCCUAGAGCAUCCUUGAAAAACCUGGGAUCGAAGUGGAAAUGCCCGUUGCAUGCCCCAUUACCAAAAUCAUACAAAAGACGUUUAGCAAGGGGAAAACAGAAAUAUAUAGUACUUCCAAUAGGAAGUAGAAACAACGGAGAUACAGAAAUAGCAAUAGAUGCGGACUCCUGGACUUUAUCAAAACUUACAGAACAGAAUGUCGCACUAGAGUUUUUAGAUAAGGUUUAUCAGGCGAAACGUGUACAGCAGUUUGAAGACUUGUGUCAGCAUUCUACGAUUUUAGACAAAUUAGUUGCAGCAGAAAAUCAAACCCCGAUAUUGAAUGAUAUAUCCAACCUCUUAUACUUCCAAACGUCCGGUACCCUCAAAAGAUUAUGGGACUUUAAGGAACUCUGUAAAAUAUCGGAACAACAAUUGCUGAAGGAAAAGGCAAAAAUUCAACCCAUAGAUGAGUCCGAGUUAACGAUUCUUCAAAAGUUGAAAACGCUUUUAGAGUCGAAACCGAAAAAAGAAGUUCUUGAAUUUUUCAAACUUACUCAAUAG